Molecule: messenger RNA, 1851 nt
Organism: Guillardia theta CCMP2712
Lineage: Eukaryota; Cryptophyceae; Pyrenomonadales; Geminigeraceae
Exons: 8
Coding region: 1-1851 (616 amino acids)
Molecular function (GO): oxidoreductase activity
Source: RefSeq, a predicted model, not a curated record
AUGCCUUCGCGUGGAGCUCUGGCGCUGCGGACAGCUGCUGUGUUGCUCUUGGCUCUGCAGACCGCGCACUCCAGACCUCUGGUGAGGAACGUGAAGGACCACAACGAGUACAAGAAGCUCUUGAAACAUCACGCGGAGGUCACUGGCCUCCCUGUGAUUGUCGACUUCUACAGUGAUGGUUGUGGACCCUGCCGGAUGGUAGCGCCGGUCUUCAAGCAGAUGGCGGAGCAGUACAAGGACAAGGCGGUGUUCGCUAAGGUCGACAUCAACAGGAACUACCAGACGGCCUCUGCAGAGCAGAUCCGGAGCAUGCCGACCUUCAAGCUCUUCCUCUUCGGGAAGAAGCGCGACGAGUUUUCCGGAGCGGACACGCAGAGGUUGAACACCAUGACGCAGCAGCUGAUCCGUGAGUCCGAAGCUAAGAACAUCGAGGUCACGUUCGAGGCGCUCAAGUCCUUCUACCAGGAGCAUGCGCCCGAGAAGAUGAUGGAGAUGGACGACAAGAAGCUCCAGGACAUCCUGGACAAGGCCGGCAAGGGAGGAGGGCCAGGGCAUUACGGUCUUGUCAAGGCUCUCAAGCAAAAGUACAAGGGGAAGGCCCCCAAGACUCGUCCUCGAGCCGUCCCCAAGCAAGAGACGGCCGCGGAGAAGCCUGCGAGCCCUCCGUCUCCCCGAGGAGGAGCGAGCAAGCAAGAGGCCAACAAGCCCAAUCUUCACCUAGCCACGGUGGAGCAGCUUGAGAAGGAGUUGUCUAAGAGGAGAGAGGAGGAGGCAGCGAAGAAAGCUGAGGCAGAGGAGGACGAUGACGACACUCCUUCCUUCCCUAUCUACGACCGCAAGAACAGAAGCGACGUUGAGAACGUCGUCAUCAUCGGCUCAGGACCAGCGGGUCUGUCUGCUGCCAUCUACGCGUCACGAGCAGGCCUAAAGCCUGUGCUCGUGGCUCCUCCGAUGGGCGGGCAGCUGCAAGGGAAGGGAGUCGGAGUUGAGAACUACCCCGGAGUCAACGACACGACUGGACCGAACCUAGUGCACGGCAUGCAGGAGCAGGCAGCUCACUUCGGGACGGUCUUCCUGCAGGAGCUGGUGGUAUCCGUCGACCUCUCCUCCCGUCCAUUCCGCGUGCGGACCAACGAGACUGAAGUGAAGGCAAACGCGAUGAUCAUGGCGACUGGCGCCGACUCGAGGUGGCUUGGGGUGCCAGGGGAGUACGAGCACAGGGGAGGAGGAGUGUCUUCAUGCGCCACGUGCGAUGGCUUCUUGUUCGCAGAUCAGGAUGUAGUGGUAAUCGGUGGAGGCGAUACCGCCAUGGAGGACGCGCUGGUGCUCGCAAGGACCUCGAAGACUGUCACUGUCAUCCAUCGCCGAGACAAGUUCCGAGCAUCCAAGGUGCUUGCCGAGCGGGUGUUGUCGCAUGAAAAGAUCAAGGUUGUGUGGGACACCGAAGUCAUCGAAUUCAUCGGCAAGAGAGUUCGCAAGUCGAUCUUGUCCAAGGUGAAGAAAUGGGAAGUGGAAGCUUCGCGAUUGACAAGCGAGCAGAUCAAGAUGAAGAACAAGAAGACUGGAGAAGAGUCCCUGUUCCCUUGCACUGCUGCCUUUGUGGCCAUUGGACACGAUCCAAACACCAAGUUUGUUCAAGGGCAGGUUGACAUGGACUCCAACGGUUACAUCAAAGUGGUUGCGGGCAGCACGCGGACGAGCGUGGAGGGCUUGUUUGCAGCUGGGGAUGUAGCUGACCACGUCUAUCGUCAGGCUGUGACGUCAGCAGGAACAGGAGCCAUGGCCGCGCUGGACGCCGAGCGGUGGCUGAGCGAGCAAGGAUUCUGCAGUGCAGCAGCAGCAGCAGCAUGA